Molecule: messenger RNA, 1705 nt
Organism: Rhizopus microsporus ATCC 52813
Lineage: Eukaryota; Fungi; Mucoromycota; Mucoromycetes; Mucorales; Rhizopodaceae
Product: ATP-dependent DNA helicase
Exons: 4
Coding region: 79-1671 (530 amino acids)
Biological process (GO): DNA replication; double-strand break repair via homologous recombination
Cellular component (GO): chromosome; cytoplasm; nucleus
Molecular function (GO): nucleic acid binding; four-way junction helicase activity; ATP binding
Source: RefSeq, a predicted model, not a curated record
UUUAAGCUGUCAGAAUUUAGACCCAACCAACUCGAAGCGAUCAAUACGACACUCAAUGGCGAUGAUGUAUUUGUGCUUAUGCCGACAGGUGGUGGCAAGAGUUUAUGCUAUCAACUGCCUGCCAUCAUUCAAAACUACAAGACACAGGGUGUUACCUUUGUUGUAUCUCCACUUUUGUCACUUAUGCAAGACCAAGUCGAGCAGUUGGUCAAGGGUCGAGGCAUUGCAGCAGGCAUGCUCAACAGCUCCGUCAAUGCUGCUCAAAAGAAAUGGAUCUACAAUGACUUGUAUAAGGACAGCCCUACCUUACAAUUGCUCUAUAUCACUCCAGAACUUAUGAGUAAGUCGGACCAGUUACGAAACGUGAUGGAUAAUCUGUAUGGUCGUAGCAAGCUGGCAAGGUUUGUAAUUGACGAGGCGCACUGUGUCUCGCAAUGGGGACAUGAUUUCAGACCAGACUACAAGCUGUUGGGCUCAUUAAAACAACUCUACCCAAAGGUACCAAUCAUGGCUCUUACGGCUACGGCCAAUGAUGCAGUUCAAAAGGAUGUAAUUCAUAACUUGAGCAUGAAAGAUUGUAAGAUACUCAAACAGAGUUUUAACCGAAAUAACCUAGUAUAUGAAGUGGUCGAACGAAAAGGAAAACGUAACCAUUUGGACGAAAUUUAUGAGUUUAUCAAGGAACGGCCUAUGGAGUCUGGCAUCAUUUACUGUAUCUCACGCAAGGACUGUGAGCAGGUUGCUGAAUCGUUGAGAAGAAACUAUGGUGUGUCCACAAAGCAUUAUCACGGCAAGAUGACAGCAGCUGAACGAACCGAAGUGCAGAGUGAGUGGCAAACCGGCAGGAUCCGUGUGAUUGUAGCGACGAUUGCGUUCGGCAUGGGAAUCGAUAAACCUGAUGUGCGAUACGUCGUACACUUUUCGAUGCCGUCCUCGCUUGAAGGCUACUACCAGGAAACAGGACGUGCCGGACGAGAUGGGUUACCGGCCAUCUGUCGUCUUUAUUACUCAUUUGCGGAUAUGCGUACCCACAACUUUUUGAUUGAUCAAGGUGAUGGUAGCUGGCAGCAGAAGCAACGACAGAGAGAUAAUUUGAAUACCAUGAUGCGGUAUUGCGACAACAAAACGGAUUGUAGACGGAAGCAGAUCCUGAGUUACUUUGGCGAGCGAUUCAAUCCGACUCUGUGCCAAAAGAUGUGCGAUAACUGUGUGGCGAAUCAGCACUCGGUCAGCUUCUUAAAGAACAUGUCAACAGAGGCUCAGCAGAUGUGUCGACUUCUUCAGCAGAUCCAUCCGGAUCGUAUUACCUUGUCUCAAUUGGCAGACGUGUUUAGAGGCUCAAGAGUGAAGCGAAUUAUAGAGCAUCAGUAUGAUCAAUUGAAUGGAUAUGGUGCGGGUAAAUCAAUAUCAAAGAUAGAUGUCGAUCGUUUAUUGAAGGCGAUGGUGGCGGACGAUAUCCUUGCUAUCAAGUCAGAAUGUAAUAACGCAGGAUUUCCUAUUUCUUUUGUUGUGAUGAGUUCAAAAUUCGAGUCUUUGAUGAACGGUCGUCAUACGGUUCUACUUAGUUUUUCACCCAGUACGAAUGGAAAUGGAACAUCGAGAGGAUUUAUAUCUGCAAGGCAACACUCUGCGAACACAGCAUCUUCUGCAUACAAUACCAAUAGAAACUAAUUUAAUAAUAAAACCAUCUCUUUUAUGCCCAAUG